GGAUCAAUAAGAAGGGAAAAGUAAAAAAAAAAAAAAUCCAAUUUUGAUUCCAUCCAACCAAACACUCCCCACUGACACUGUUGUUGCUUUCUCCCGCUUUUCUGUUGUUAUAAAACCUGGUUUUGGUACUGUCUUGAACUGUAACCGGGAGUGGCAGAAUCCUUGAUCUACAGGGAGCAGUAAUGGGAAGGGAAGUCAUGCUCCUCCCGCUCAUUUUUGGAGUUCUGGCUAUUUUCGAUGGCGUAUCGCUGGUUAAAGCAGAUGACCCAUAUAGGUACUACACAUGGACUGUCACCUACGGCAAUGUUUUUCCUCUUGGUGUUCCUCAGCAGGUUAUUCUUAUCAAUGGUCAGUUUCCUGGACCAAGACUUGAUGUGGUCACCAAUGACAACAUUGUCCUCAACCUCAUUAACAAGCUGGACCAGCCUUUUCUCUUGACAUGGAAUGGAAUUAAACAAAGGAAGAAUUCAUGGCAAGAUGGAGUAGUGGGCACCAAUUGUCCCAUUCCUCCAAACGCAAACUUCACCUACAAGUUUCAGACCAAGGAUCAGAUUGGUUCCUACACUUAUUUUCCAUCAACUUCAAUGCAUAGAGCUGCUGGAGGAUAUGGAGCUAUCAAUGUCUAUGAGAGACCUAAAAUACCAAUCCCGUUCCCCAACCCUGAAGGAGAUUUCACUUUGCUUAUUGGAGAUUGGUACAAGAGUACCAGCCAUAAGACAUUACAGCAAUAUUUGGACUCGGGGAAGCCUCUCCCAUUUCCUGAUGGGGUCCUCAUAAAUGGUCAGGCCCAUACUACAUUUAAUGGUGAUCAAGGUAAGACCUACAUGUUCAGAAUCUCAAAUGUGGGUUUAUCAACCUCUUUAAACUUCAGGAUUCAGGGCCAUACUCUGAAACUAGUUGAGGUUGAGGGAUCUCAUACAGUCCAGAAUAUAUAUGAUUCACUUGAUGUACAUGUUGGUCAAUCUGUGGCCGUCUUGAUAACCUUGAAUCAGCCUCCAAAAGACUAUUAUAUUGUUGCAUCAACCAGAUUUAUGCGGCGUGUUCUUACUGCAACAGCUGUAUUACACUACACAAACUCUCAUAGCCCAGCUUCUGGGGCCCUGCCACCUGCUCCAGCAGGCCAGUUCCACUGGUCUAUGAUGCAAGCCAGAACUUACAGGUGGAAUUUGACAGCUAGUGCAGCCAGACCAAAUCCUCAGGGCUCCUUCCAUUAUGGAAAGAUAAUACCAACAAAGACAAUUGUAUUGGAAAAUUCAGCACCUUUGAUAAAUGGAAAGCAGCGUUAUGCAGUUAAUAGCGUCUCCUACAUUAAUUCUGAUACCCCAGUAAAGCUUGCUGAUUACUUUAACAUCCCUGGAGUUUUCAGUGUGAAUUCCAUCCAAGCCCUUCCUUCUAAUGGCCCUGCAACUGUAGCUACCUCAGUUAUGCAAGCUUCUCUCCAUGAUUUUGUUGAAAUUAUUUUUCAGAACAAUGAAAAGACCAUGCAAUCUUGGCACCUGGAUGGUUAUGAUUUUUGGGUGGUUGGUUACGGAUCAGGACAGUGGACACCAGCCAAGAGAAGAAUGUACAAUCUGGUGGAUGCGCUAACAAGGCAUACUGCUCAGGUCUAUCCACAAUCUUGGACCAGUAUAUUGGUUUCCUUGGACAACCAAGGUAUGUGGAACAUGAGAUCUGCAGUAUGGGACAAGCAGUAUCUUGGACAACAGUUUUAUCUCCGGGUAUGGAAUCCGGUCCGGAGUCUGGCCAACGAAUAUGACAUUCCUCCUAAUGUUCUGCUCUGUGGACGAGCUCUUGGUCGGCAUUCUUAGUUUGGUAACAAUAUUUAUGCGGACUAUAUAUAGAGUUCAAGUCAUGAGAGUUUGACUGAGAGAAAAAAGAUCACAGGGAAGAUUAGAAAAAGAAGGGAUGAAAUAGAAACAGAAGAGAGAAAAAAAAAAGUAAGAAUUGUCAACAUUUGGCUUUAAAAAACUGGCUUCUGCUGGGAUUCUGCUCAAUGAUUAUGCAUGAAUUCUUAUAUCUCUCUCUGUCUUUUUCUUUUUUUUUUUUGGGUGUGGUUUUAUCAUUUCAUAUUAUCGUGUUUACUCAAAGAGUCUGUGUAAAUAGUCAUUAUUUCGAUCAGUAAUGUCAUAGUUCAAACUUAUUGCUAGUAAAAGUCAGAUUGCAGAACA
Molecule: messenger RNA, 2168 nt
Organism: Carica papaya (papaya)
Lineage: Eukaryota; Viridiplantae; Streptophyta; Magnoliopsida; Brassicales; Caricaceae
Product: L-ascorbate oxidase homolog
Molecular function (GO): copper ion binding; oxidoreductase activity
Source: RefSeq, a predicted model, not a curated record